Messenger RNA from Phyllotreta striolata, 589 nucleotides. The record is from the annotation of a GenBank genome assembly. Lineage: Eukaryota; Metazoa; Arthropoda; Insecta; Coleoptera; Chrysomelidae.
UGUGGUUAUCAAAAAUAUUGAAAUUUAAAAAUUCCAUUUCAUUGUAUUUUAUUAUUGAAAAAGUUAUUAUUUAAUAGAACAGUUUAAAGUCAAUAUGAUUCUUUUAAUAGUGGCAACAAUUUUGAGUUUUGCUAGCAUUCAUUCAAUUCUAUUAGGAAAGCAGAUAUUGAAAUGGUGGAAUAAGCCUACAACAAAAGAAAAAGACCUGAUGACGCAAAAAAACGAUUUGAAGAAGGUGCAGAAGAGCAUCAGUAUUACAGACAACUUCGCUAAGUACUCGAGAAUACAAAGACAAAUCAACAAAAUAGAUGAAGACCUUAACACGUACAAGGUCGGAAAGAACAAUUUAUUCAUUCACUUCGGUUUAACCUACGGGUUAAAGGUGUUCUUCGGGUUGUUGCUGGUCGGGUUAAGUAUCUAUUACAGGUCUACUCCUGUCAUGAAGAUCCCGAGUGAUAUAGAUUUAACGCCAUUCGAUCGAUUUAUAUCGUAUCCGCAUUCGGAAAAAGUGGUCUCGUUUCAUUUUUGGGUUUUGUGUAGUUCAGCAACAGCCAAACUAAUAAAGUAUUGAUUUAUUAACACCAUUUAU